CCCCCCUCCGUCUCCACCCACCCCACACAUCCCCAUCAAUCCAUCCUUCCUCCCCUCCCUGCUGCAUUCGUCUCCUCUCCAUUGUUUCUCUCUUCGAAGAAGGAUGAAGCUCUCCAUGCAGUCGCUGGCCCGGAAGCUCUCCAUCCCGUCGCCCAAGCGGGGCAAGAAGCAGCAGCAGCAGGACGGCGGCGGCAGCGGCAGCGGCAAGCGGGGCAUCUCCCGGAGCGAGGCGCCGUCGUUCGCGUCCGCGUCCUCCUCCUCCACCUCGUCGUCCACCGAGGACGCGCUGCCGCGGGCGUCCACGCCGCGGUCGGUGCUCCCCGCGGAGAUCUCGCGGCGGGAGCUGGAGGCCGUGCUCCGGCGGCUGGGCCACGAGGAGCCGUCGGACGACGAGCUCGACGCCGUGGCGGCCAUCGCGGCCGCCGGGGAGGCCGGCCCCGAGGACGAGCUGAUGGAAGCGUUCAACGUGUUCGACGCCGACGGCGACGGCCGCAUCACCGCCGAGGAGCUCCGCGGCGUCAUGGUCGCCAUCCUCGGCGGCGAGGCCGACGGGUGCAGCCUCGACGACUGCCGCCGCAUGAUCGGCGGCGUCGACGCCGACGGCGACGGCUUCGUCGGCUUCCAGGACUUCGCGCGCAUGAUGAUGGUGUCGACCACCGCGGCGGCCACCACAUCGGCCGGCCCGAGAUUCAUGUGAGCCAGCCCGUCGGUGGCUCCUCUGUUCCCGCUCUGUUCUGCUCGCCCCCACGCCCACGUUCCCGCGAAAUUUCGAUCGGCCGCGACGCAUGGCGCUCAGAUGUGUGAUGCUCAUUCGUUCCAGCUGCUUCUUCUUCUUUUUGGCGCGCACCGUGAUGAGAAAUGCCAUGCGGCAGCUAGCUCAAGUAUAAUCAGGAUCACUCUGCUACUACUAGUCUUACUACGUACGUACUCCGAAAAGGAGAGCAUCCGCUAGUUAAAUCACGACCCUGUAAAAUUUGUUGGAGAGCUGGAUCGAUCGGUCGAGAGUGUAUGCGUGUGCGUGUGUUGGCAAUGAGAAAUGCUUUGUUGCUUGGUUUCUUUACAACAAUUGGUAGGCUACUGCUAAUAUAAGUACGUAAUCAGUUUAA
Molecule: messenger RNA, 1106 nt
Organism: Triticum aestivum (bread wheat)
Lineage: Eukaryota; Viridiplantae; Streptophyta; Magnoliopsida; Poales; Poaceae
Product: probable calcium-binding protein CML35
Exons: 1
Coding region: 104-697 (197 amino acids)
Molecular function (GO): calcium ion binding
Source: RefSeq, a predicted model, not a curated record